AUGGUGGUGGUGGUUCAUCUCGGUACCAAACAUAAGGCAGUUCAACAUCAGGCCCUUGCCCUAAACAGCUCUCAAUGCCAAGAACUUGCAAAUUACUACUUUGGUUUCAAUGGCUGGUCAAAAAGGAUCAUCAAGGUUCAGGAUCUUUCUGACCUUGACGAAAGGGAGAAUGAAGAUACCAUGGCAGCAGCUCAGAAGCAAAACCUGAAGUUCUUCUGUGCUCUAGAGGUGGUGUUGCCAGCCUCUGAGUGCAGGACUCCUGGCAUUG
Messenger RNA from Chrysochloris asiatica (Cape golden mole), 268 nucleotides. Its product is annotated as RAD52 motif-containing protein 1-like. The annotation marks the transcript as partial. The transcript has 3 exons. The record is from RefSeq and is a predicted model, not a curated record. Gene Ontology annotation, cellular component: nucleolus. NCBI's taxonomy places the organism in Eukaryota, Metazoa, Chordata, Mammalia, Afrosoricida, Chrysochloridae.